Pseudovirgaria hyperparasitica is the source of this 1442-nucleotide messenger RNA. RefSeq lists its product as uncharacterized. Bases 163 to 954 code for a protein of 263 amino acids. Lineage: Eukaryota; Fungi; Ascomycota; Dothideomycetes; Acrospermales; Acrospermaceae. The record is from RefSeq and is a predicted model, not a curated record. The transcript has a single exon.
UAAGGAUCUACGCAACGAUGGAAACAUAUAAAGGCUACCGACGUUGCUGGAUCCCAUAAAGCUGCAUCUUCAGGCGAAGUCUCAAGUUUGAUUGAUAGCAACGUGAAAGACACCGUACGCAAAUCCACACUACAAAUUUUCCCCCAAGCCUCUUUCGUAAAGAUGUCUUCCAUACACAAAGAUCCAUUCGUCGACACCGAAUCCAUUAUCGACAACGAGUCUAUAGUAGAAACUCUCGUUGACGAUACCUCCAAUACUACCACUUCAGCAGUCGGACCUUUUCCCUCCACUUUCACAAUCUCUUUCAAGAAAGCCUUUCUCCCUUUCGCAUACUACAUCACCCCCGGUGACUCCUUUUCCCCUGAUUUGGAACCCCUGAUGGGCAUUGCGAUCAACUGGGGCAUCUUGGGCAAACCUCUCCUCACGCUCUACGAGCGCUUUGACAAGAACAGUGCCAAGCUUGGCAUCGUGCGAUACUCAGGGGUGUUAGGCAAGCAUAGCAUGAUUGAGCUUCCAGCAAAGGGUUCCGGCGAACAACACGAUGGGUCGGACGAUGACGAGAAUCAUAGUAGUGACGCGGAGAAAGUGCAACUGCGAAUGAAAAUCGGCUUCCCGGCGUGUAGGUUCGAGUUCACAAUGCCAGUCGCCUCCGAAAAAGGGACACGCGAUGAAAGAUUCGAGUGGAGGGGCAGUAAAGGUGCUGAGGUGAAAGAGCUCGAGGCAUGGAAGUACGGGUUCAAACUCGUUCGUCUAGACUCUGAUGAGGUUACCUCAAGCUCGAGCAACGGAGAGGUCGUUGCAGCGGCGGCGUGGCCGGGGAAGAUGAGCCUGACCCAGUUGGCAAAGUUCAAGUUUCUGGGGAGCGCGGAGAGGGGCGAGCUGGGUGAGAUGUGGGCGGUCAUGGCGGUCAUGAGCUUCUUGAGAAUCAUGCAGAUUCAUGCCGAGGGAAGGUAGACGAAAUGACACUGAAGAUGUAAUCUUGCAUGGUGUUCCAGUUGGCGUUUACCGGGGCGUCUUUCGUUCACCAUUUUGAUAACAAUUCUGAUUUGCUUCAGAUUCAGCCAUUCCAGAGUCAGGGCGCACAUAGUAUCAAAGGGCUGAAAGCUACACCAUAGCUUUAUCUUCCUCUUGAGGGUCUCCGUGUUCACGAUAGUUUACCCCUCGAGUCGAUAUCCUCGGCCAGGACAUGUUAGACAUCAUUGAUCAUCGCACAGGCACGAUCAUUGUUGCUAAGAAUGACGUGCACUCGGGAAUUUCUGCCACACAAGGUGUAUCGUGAAAUAAACCAUUCCAGGAUAGAUGCCAAGGGGCUUGAAUAUAGAGAGCAAGCUCUAUGUUUACGUAUGAGGAGCUCUCUACCUUAGAGAACUAUCGAACGUAAUACUAAGCUAUAGUUAGAUCUAUUGGCUAUCCUAUUUGUAUUCCGUAUGAAUAAAUAGUCC